Messenger RNA from Cyclocybe aegerita, 1857 nucleotides. NCBI's taxonomy places the organism in Eukaryota, Fungi, Basidiomycota, Agaricomycetes, Agaricales, Hemipholiotaceae. The record is from the annotation of a GenBank genome assembly.
AUGCAUGAGGUGGCCUCAAAGCAAUUGGGCAUGGUGUCUAUCACGAUCACCUCAUACCCUAAGAACAUGACGCAAAAUGGGAUGAUCUUUCAUGACUACAACGAUGAGCUCUCAUCGGAAGGGGUGGUGGUCGAGAACUUUGUGAGGUACAACCAUGAGGCGGCGCUGGCAAUGGCUGCUGCCGCAGGCGAGUUCUUCAAGUACGUGCGUCAGGCGAGAGAAGGAACGCUAUCACCCAAGAGUGCUCAUGGCAAAGGUGGCUUUCUCUGGAUGGAACGGGGUGUUGGUGGCAUCCCGAUAUUGCCACCGCCAAUUAGAGGGAAUGCUGGCGUCAAACUCAAAAUCACCCAGCGGCAGAUUUUGCGACAAUUUUUCCAAGAUCAUUACCGAUUAGCAAGUGGGAAUCCCAGUGCUCAUCCCCUCUGGGAGCAGAUGAGAAUCCAUGGCGACAAAUUCUACGCGGCGGCGAUGGUGCCAGCUGACUACUUGCAUAGCCCUGGCGUCCGCCAUGAUUUCCUGUUCAGCAACCCCACUCGAAUGCCAGGAGCGCUAGUUGGUGAACUCAUUGACCAUCUCAGAGGCAGACAAGCAGCAGAGGGAGAGCUGAGUUUUAUGUUCACGCAUACACUGUCAGAAGGCAAGUUUGUUUUGGCAACUUAUCUGGAAGGGUGUAGGGAGGCAUGUCAGAAGGCUCAGGAAUUUGGCAGUUAUUCCUAUCAGCGGGAGGAUGUUGUGGCCGGCGAUAUGGAUAUGGAGGUUGAUGGACCGGAAGAGGAGGUGCAUGUGGACGGCGUGCCUCCACCUCAGCCUGCUGCUGAUACUUCAGGUCCAUCUCCUGAGCCAAUCACACCGCAUCAGGAAGGCAAUGGAUUGCGAGGCCAGAGCAAGGAUGCAGCUGGGACUGGUGCCCGAGCGGCGGCACCUCGGGUGGCGACCUCUGGAGCACCUCAGCAGCCACAGACCCUUGAUCCCCAGCUUGCUGAAGUCUCACCAGCGCCGUCAAUCAUUUCCCCCACACACUCCUGCCAACCAGGCUCCAGCUCCAUCACACAGCCACUGUACUCUCAUCACCCUCAACAUCAGACGCAAGGCUUUGUUUUUGGUCUGCCAGGUGGCGCAGCAUUUGGGUCAGACACUAAAUGCGCCUACCCAUACAACAUUCCUGGCCAUGCCAACUACGAUCCAGCCCCAGGCUAUGGACCACACAAUGGAUUUCUGCCUCCAGCACAGCCACCUGUUAAGUGGGGGCCUUCCUCCACACCAGUGCCUGAGGUAUACCCAGCACCAGGGGCGGCGGUGCUGCUUAAUGGCAUGUCUGCCAUGAGUCAGCAAGGGUCUCCACUGUCCGCCCAAAUUAACGCAAUGGCACCGUCUGCUAUUGCACAAACCAUUGGCACAGUCCUGCAGCCCCAAUCUAUUCUGCACAACACAGCAGGAGGGGAGAUGCUCCCGGCCUGCAUAUUCCUGCCACCUUCACCGCUGCUGCCACCGCCAUCCUUCAUCAUCGACUUUGAGUCUCAGUUAGGCAAGCACAGGCGGAUUUCAACUCCAGGGAUUUCCAUAAGGUUAAAUAGCCGUGCGGGAAAUCCGCAGGUUCGUCCAACCCCUGUGAUGGGGGGGAGUGCAGCAGGACACCAUGUUAUUCCUGAUACAGACAGUUUCUUCCUGCAUUGGCGCUCGGCAAUGCUGCAAUCACAGGCGGCAUUGUCCGAUGCCCCAUUGCCAGUCAUCAGGACCCCUCGGAUAAAAAACACGACUACUCCUGCAGUCAGUACUCACAUCACCCGUUCUGCCGCCGCUUCGUCCAUGAACCUUUGCACCACCAGAGUUGCUCAAAAAGGAAAGAAGAAAAGGUAA